This is a messenger RNA of Cariama cristata (Red-legged seriema), 704 nucleotides long. RefSeq names its product transmembrane protein 126A (gene TMEM126A). Gene Ontology annotation, biological process: mitochondrial respiratory chain complex I assembly. Gene Ontology annotation, cellular component: mitochondrion. The transcript has 4 exons. Bases 9 to 656 code for a protein of 215 amino acids. The record is from RefSeq and is a predicted model, not a curated record. NCBI's taxonomy places the organism in Eukaryota, Metazoa, Chordata, Aves, Cariamiformes, Cariamidae.
UGUUCCUUAUGAUCCAGGACUUCAAGAUGACAGGAAGAGAGUUUCUUGAACUAGAUUCUCCACAGCAAAGACUAUAUUUGGCAAAACUUAAGCAGAUGGAAGUCAUACAAAAGAUGUUCAAUGAGCUUCCUAAAGCAGAUCAGAACCUUUGUAAUCAUGGCUCAUACUUCCUCGGAGCAAAUUCAAGCUUAUGUGGCUUAGCAGCAAAUAAUUUCUUCAGGAACAUCCUACACGUCAGAAGGGCUUCCGUGGUGUCUGCUUUGCCGAUGGCCGUUAUUCCAUUUCUUUCAACAGUAGCGGUUUAUGAAGUUUUUGUGCGUGAGCCUUUAUUUUCAGGUGAACUAAACUGUGAGGUCUGUGCUGUGGUCAGAGGAGGAUUAACAGGAGCUGUUGUGGGUGGUCUCUAUCCUGCUUUCCUGGCUCUCCCUGUGAACGCAAGCCUUGCAGCCAGGUAUUCCUCAUCUCCCUUGCCAGGGAAAGAAAAUCUAUUGCGCUUUUGGAUCACAGCUGCUCAGCCCGUCUUUAGAAAGAUGAGUUUGGGUGUGCUUAUACAGGCUCUAACUGGAUUGUAUCUUGCCACUAAACAUCAUGGAAUAUAUGUCAAAAUACUGCAGCAGAUGAACACUAGCAGGGAUCCUGAAGAGUUACAAGCAUGAAGUUAAGCAACUUUUCAAUUGCCUUGGAUAAGUGACCAUAAUAAACAA